Suillus clintonianus is the source of this 1039-nucleotide messenger RNA. RefSeq lists its product as uncharacterized. Lineage: Eukaryota; Fungi; Basidiomycota; Agaricomycetes; Boletales; Suillaceae. The transcript has 3 exons. The record is from RefSeq and is a predicted model, not a curated record. The annotation marks the transcript as partial.
GCAGCUUCACAAUUCAACAGAAGUAAACAUUGUCACACAGCUCACGAAUCAUUGACGUCACGAAGCCAUCCGUCCAUCCGUCCUUCCGUCACAUCCGAAAAUGCUGCAACCACUAUAUAAUGGCAGCUACCUCCCCCCCAUGUUGAUCAAACUCUACACAGGCUAACAUGGCAUCCACCACAACUGCAAGCCCCUUGGUAUCCCACUUCAACAUCUUGUCACUCUAUAAUGUUCUUUGGCAGCAGCAGGACUACUCUGUCCUGAGGCAGUUCAAAUGUAACGUUCCAGAUCUGGAGGAGCAAGAACAGGUGCAUCCGUUCAACUUCAACGCCAUUGAUCUAUCUCAAUGCCCUGGUGCCAAGCUACCUAAUGGGGCGACCUCGAUGAUAAUCCGCUCGGCGUAUGAGACCUUCUUCUACAACGUCUUCAUGAACGAGCGCAAUAUUGUCAUUCAUGGGUCGGCUGGUAUCGGGAAGACAUAUUUCCUGUUAUACGCCCUCGUCAAGCGACUUCUUUCUCGCCAGCCAGUCACCUACCAGCUCAACCAAUCAGACUCGAGGGUCUUGUGCUUCACUGCCGAUGGCUUCUUCGUUCUCCCAGAGGAGAACAGCGAAUAUCACCCGCUGUUCCAACGUGAAGAUGUGCUGCACCUAAUCGACAGCACUCAAGAAGAUACCAUUACACAUAUAAACACCGAGCACACUCGUGCUUUGAUGCGGGGCACGUGCGGCAAGGCUAUCUUCACCACGUUCUGGCCAGACAACCUGGACCUUGAUAUCGAAUGGUUGCCUGAGUAUAAUGUUGUACUUCGGAAGUGGAUGAAGCCGUGUACCUUUGAUGAGAUCUUUGCGAUGAGGUAAAUGAAUUCAUCACAUAUCAGCUCUCGCUGACCGUCGCGGUUAGUACUCUGAUUCUAGGCCAGCACGAAGCCAAAGCCAAGCCCUUGCGAUGGUCGUACAUCCAUUUCGGCUCCAAUGCACAUGCUUGCUUGCAAGCAUCGCAACAUGCCAGCGAUGCUGAUUAUUAUCUCAAGGAGCUU